GGCCGGGUGACGCGCGGCCCUUCCGCUUCCUGCCGUUGCCCCUGCCGCCUCCCCCCCGCCCCGCGCGCUCCGGUCUCCAUGGCGGCCGCGAUGUUCCGCAGCCUGCUGGUCUCGGCGGGGGGCGGCGGCGGGUCCCGCGAGGCCCCUCCCCCGCCCGCCGCGCCUCCCGCCCCGCCGCCCGAGGGGGCCGCCCUGGAGGCCCAGUUCAGCUGCCCCAUCUGCCUGGAGGUCUACCAGCGCGCCGUCCGCAUCGCCCCCUGCAGGCACACGUUCUGUGGGGAGUGCCUGCAGCCCUGCCUCCAAGUGCCGUCUCCUCUGUGCCCGCUCUGCCGAAUGCCCUUUGACCCCAAGAAGGUGGAGAAGGCCUCCAGUGUGGAGAAGCAGCUGUCCUCUUUCAAGGCCCCCUGCCGAGGGUGCAGCAAAAAGGUAACGCUUGCGAAGAUGCGGUCCCACAUCACGUCCUGUGCGAAGGUUCAGGAGCAGAUGGCCAACUGUCCCAAGUUUGUUCCUGUUGUCCCCACUUCCCAGCCCAUUCCCAGCAAUAUCCCAAACCGGUCCACGUUUGUGUGCCCCUAUUGUGGAGCGCGGAACCUAGACCAGCAGGAGCUGGUGAAGCACUGCAUGGAGAGCCACCGCAAUGACCCCAACAAAGUGGUGUGCCCCGUCUGCUCAGCCAUGCCUUGGGGUGAUCCCAGCUAUAAAAGCGCCAACUUCCUGCAGCAUCUCCUCCACCGGCACAAGUUCUCAUACGACACAUUUGUGGACUAUAACAUCGACGAGGAGGCCGCUUUGCAAGCCGCCCUGGCCCUCUCCCUCUCCGAGAACUGAAGGUAACCGCUGAGUGGCAGACUGGACUCUUGCCAGGCCUCGCUGGCCUUUUGCGCGGGCGCCUGUCCUCGCGGCAGGGAGGCACCGCGCUCACCCUCCCCUCAGCAUCCGCUAGCAAGUAGGCACCCCCUUCCUCGGCUUCCGCCCUGCCUGGUCCAGCCCGGUGGGAUCUUCCUUCGUCUCCAGAGGGAGCACGCUCCGGCAGCCCCACACAGACAGCCGGCGGGACGGAGGAGCACAACAGCCGCCUCGCCGCACUCCGUUUGUACUUCCGACUGGACAUUCCGUCCCUCUGUGCGGAGGACGUCUUUUCUUAAGAGGCUCUUAAGAUUUUAGUCCCUUUUGGCCCUUGUUCCGUUGGCGGUUUAUAUAGCAACAAUACAUUUUGUGGAACAUUUCUCUUAAGAUUUUUUUUUUUUAAUUUAAUCACCUGUGUUUUUGUUAACUCGUUUUUUAAUUAUUAUUUGAAACAGAGCAUGGGACAUCUGAACGCCGUAGGACUAUUUAUUGCACGGUUAGGUGCAGGUUGUCUGCUGUUGCCACUAAAGCAGCAAAUGCUGGAAAUGCCACCAGGGCACUUCGCAAAGAACCCCCCAAGGAAGGGCAGGCAGUCACCCUGCCCACCGGCAAGCAAUGCAGUCCCUUUCUCUCUCUCCUCUCUUCUUGCCCCUCCCCGGCUCAUUUUGUACCGGCUUUUGUGAUACUCUAGAUGUUUCUUUGUGGUUUUUUUCUACAUCUGUCAGUGUGACGAUACUCUUUCCACAUUUUAUAGCAAGCAAAAACCAAGCAGUUAACUCUUGAUAUUGCAAUAUCUGUGUUUGACUAGGAACAAUAGUAUUUUUAUGGAGCAUUAUUUUUUAAAGUCUAUUUUUUAAAGAAAACAAACCGGCAUGGAGUCAGGAAUUGCGGGGGGGGGGACGGAGGGGAAGGCACGCUGGAACCUGGGGUUGGCAAAGGGGUUUGCUUCCUUUCAUUUUACACCUCCACCAUGGAACUAUUCUUGCCUUUCUUAUUAUUUGAGAGACCAUUUGUCGUCUUUUCUAAAAUGAAAGGCCCUUCUUCAAAUGACCUCUCUGGGUUUCUUCUUCUCCACAUGAUGGAAAUUUUCUUUUUAGAAGCUAGAGAGAUGCGUGUGGCCGUUUUUUCCGCAGGUCGUCACAAGCUGUUACACACCACUGCCACCAGGUACUGUAAGGUUCAAUCGUCCAAGGUCAGUGGGGUCUCAAGUAGAUUUGGAAGAAUAAAAGCUGUGAAUAAGCUACA
Molecule: messenger RNA, 2091 nt
Organism: Hemicordylus capensis (graceful crag lizard)
Lineage: Eukaryota; Metazoa; Chordata; Lepidosauria; Squamata; Cordylidae
Gene: RNF166
Product: ring finger protein 166
Exons: 6
Coding region: 79-828 (249 amino acids)
Biological process (GO): protein polyubiquitination; ubiquitin-dependent protein catabolic process
Molecular function (GO): ubiquitin protein ligase activity
Source: RefSeq, a predicted model, not a curated record